This is a messenger RNA of Mugil cephalus (flathead mullet), 435 nucleotides long. RefSeq lists its product as uncharacterized. The record is from RefSeq and is a predicted model, not a curated record. NCBI's taxonomy places the organism in Eukaryota, Metazoa, Chordata, Actinopteri, Mugiliformes, Mugilidae. The transcript has a single exon. The coding region runs from base 1 to 300 and encodes 99 amino acids.
AUGUCCGGCUGUGACCCAGCUGUAGCGGAGCCUGGUCCGGAGCCUGGUCCGGGUCCAGCCCGUCCCCUCUUGGCAUCCAAGGCCCUGUCUGAGUCCUAUGUCCGUCUCCGGUACCGUGACACGUCCCUAUUGAUCUGGCAGCAGAACCAGGACCAGCUGGAGGCGGCGCCGCCCUCCACCUACCUGAGCCGCAGCCACUCCGCCUGGUACAGCAGCUACGGGAACCAGGAGGUCCUGGUCCGGGACAGGAGGACCUGGGGGGGCACCCAGGACCGAUCCCGGAUCUGCACCGUCAUGUGACCAGGACCCUCCCCACUAAACUAAGAACUAAACCAGAUUCACCUGGACUAGAGGUCUGAGGAUCCUGGUCCAGAGGCUUUGUGGGAAAUGUAGUGUUUGUGUGUAAAUAAAAUCUGUUGAGCUGUUUGAUCAGUU